AUGGAACCAGGAAAUCAAACAAGUAUGUCAGAAUUUUUACUCCUGGGAUUUUCCCAAGACUCAGAGCAUCAAGCCAUCCUCUUUGGGCUCUUCCUGUCCAUGUUUGUGGUCACUGUGCUGGGGAACCUGCUCAUUAUUUUGGCCAUCAGCUCUGAUUCCCACCUCCACACGCCCAUGUACUUCUUCCUCUCCAACCUGUCCUUUGCUGAUGUCUCUUUCACCUCCACCACCAUCCCGAAGAUGCUGGUGAACAUCCAGACACAGAGCAAAUCCAUCUCCUAUGCAGGCUGCAUCACCCAGAUGUAUUUUUUCAUGGUUUUUGGAGGUAUGGAUACUUGUCUCCUCACUGUGAUGGCCUAUGACCGGUUUGUGGCCAUCUGUCACCCCUUGUAUUACCCAGUCAUCAUGAACCCUCAUUUCUGUGUUCUGCUGGUUCUCGUGUCCUGGUUCAUCAGCUUGACAUACUCCCUGAUCCAGAGUCUGUUGAUGUUGCGGCUGUCCUUUUGUACCAAGUGGGUAAUUUCACACUUCUACUGUGAACUUGCUCAGGCCCUCACACUUGCCUGCUCGGACACACUCAUCAAUUAUAUCCUGCUAUAUACGGUGAUUGGCAUUCUUGGCAUUGUUCCCUUCUCAGGGAUUCUUUUCUCCUAUAGCCGAAUAGUCUCCUCAAUCCUGAGAAUCCCAUCAGCUGAUGGGAAAUAUAAAGCAUUUUCUACCUGUGCAUCUCACCUGUCCGUGGUUUCUUUAUUCUAUGUGACAGGCCUUGGUGUGUAUGUCAGUUCUAAUGCAUCUUCCCUGCAGGGCAUGAUUGCCUCAGUGAUGUACACUCUGGUUACCCCAAUGCUGAACCCUUUCAUCUACAGCCUCCGGAACAGGGACAUCAAGAGGGCUCUACAAAAAGUUCUUGGGAGAAUACUCUGCGUUUAA
Messenger RNA from Rhinolophus ferrumequinum (greater horseshoe bat), 930 nucleotides. Its product is annotated as olfactory receptor 7C1. The record is from RefSeq and is a predicted model, not a curated record. NCBI's taxonomy places the organism in Eukaryota, Metazoa, Chordata, Mammalia, Chiroptera, Rhinolophidae. Gene Ontology annotation, cellular component: membrane. The transcript has a single exon. The coding region runs from base 1 to 930 and encodes 309 amino acids. Gene Ontology annotation, molecular function: olfactory receptor activity; G protein-coupled receptor activity. Gene Ontology annotation, biological process: G protein-coupled receptor signaling pathway.